AUGGACGCAGACAGACGGCUCGCCAAAGCUCUCGAGGCCGCCAACGACGCUCUCCAACAUCUUUCAAUAACCGCGGACUUCGGAAGUCUAGACUGCACACAUAUCGACCGACUCCUUGGGCGGGUAGUCGACCUACCAACCGAGGGAAACCAAAGGAACAGCAGGCGGAAUUUGCUUGUCAUCCGACAGUGGAUGAUUAGUGAAGGCCCCGGCGUUGUGCUUCUCGAAGUCCUGGGUCAAUUAUAUUGGCGGUUGGGCGAGCUCAAUAGCAACCAGUUCGAAAAGUUCAAAGCAGCACUUCAGCAACGACAGCCAUACGUUACUUUGGUGAAAGACGCGAACGCAGUAGCGCUGGUGAUUCAGCGCAUCCGAUACAUUCAGAGAUCAAAGGCGGACGCUUGUCAAGACUUUCUGUCCGAGUUGUCGGAUCUUAUCGGCGCUAAAGGACCCGCAAGUCUCAUCAAGUAUUUCCCACUCAGCACGGUCCCCGCUGCCGCAGAUAUGGAAAACUUCCUCAUCGACUUCUAUGUCAGGGGCAUCUGCCCGGGUCGCACCGUUGCAUCGCAGACGAAUGUGUACACGUCGUUAUUACAGGUUGCGGAUACUUGCUUAAGCACACGCUACGCUAUCCUCAGUCUCUCAGCAUCAUACCUCUGCGAACAGAUGCCGAAAGACAAGGAUACCUAUCACCAAGCGGAACUGUAUUACUCGACGCAAGCACUUCAAGCUCUAGCAUCACAAAUCAGCGAUGGUCAUCACUAUAACGGUGCCCUGGCUACUAGCAUGCUACUGAUGCACCACGGCCUGAUCAAUCAAGACGACUCCCUAAUGUGCUGGUCAUGUCACGCUAAUGUGCUCGAUGCGUUUCCCCCGGAAGCAAUCACCCACAACUCUGACACCGUCAUGUUCUUGCACGCUCAGCUCAUCUUGGCACGUACCGCACGAACUUCUCACCAGUUAAGCAACACUCGGCAGCAUGCGUUCGAGACCACGAAUUGGUUGGAUAGUAUAUCGCCAAGCGAAUCUUCCAGGGCUUCGACUACUCUGGGAGUCUCACCUCAGUUGCUCUUCCUCAUUUCAUCCAUAACAUCACUUCCGACGGGCCCAUACAGACUAAACAAACUUAUGUACGCCCAAGCACAAGAGAAACAGCUUCAAGAUCUAAAGCAGUGGAGUUCAGAGCCAGAUGGGCCAGAGAAAGAAAUCCUACUCGCCACAGCAGAAGCCUUUCGCCUCGCCGCGCUCAUCUACCUGCGCUGUCGCGUCUACGGGUUCACAAGAUUCCACUCCUCCAUCCUCGAGCUCUCCGACGCACUCCAUACUCUCCUCCUUUCGCUACCAGUGAAAGGUCCACUAUACACCGCCAUCUACCCCGUCUGGCCCUUCUUUAUCGCUGCAGUCACUGCAAACUCAGACAAGCGCGACCGCCUAUACCAGCGCGUCGUACCGAUACGAGAAGGCGACAAGAACACACUCCCACCCGUGCUCAGACGUAUCAGUGGUAUGCGCACCUGGCUUGCAAACCAGGACACGUCAUGCCAGCGCGACGACGGCUGGUGGGACGAAAUGCUUAGUCCCAAGUCUAGCACCAUAGCAUUGAGCCCGCAUCUGCUGUGCUUGGGUUGA
Molecule: messenger RNA, 1626 nt
Organism: Alternaria ethzedia
Lineage: Eukaryota; Fungi; Ascomycota; Dothideomycetes; Pleosporales; Pleosporaceae
Exons: 3
Coding region: 1-1626 (541 amino acids)
Biological process (GO): positive regulation of transcription by RNA polymerase II
Cellular component (GO): nucleus
Molecular function (GO): DNA-binding transcription factor activity; transcription cis-regulatory region binding
Source: RefSeq, a predicted model, not a curated record